AAACUUUCAAGUUGUGCGUUGAAUAACUUGAGCUAUAAUUGCAUUAUAAUCAAGAACAUCGUCAGUUCAGAAAAUAAUAUGUCUCUGCUGCCAAUCUUGCUUUCCGACGUCCUCGACGACUUCGAGAGUCCCUCCAGCAUCCUGGACGGACACUACGGGAUGCCACUCAGCCCGGAAGAUCUCUUCGAAUAUCGUUCGCCGAGUUGUUCGGAUAUCCUGCUCUACAAACCGGUGCGAAAAUUGCGUGGGAGGAGGUACAGACCCUACGAAACGCAGCUUGUGAACAAGUCGAAGGGUGCCUCCGUCAUCAAGGCCGACAAAGAUAAGUUCCACCUGACACUGGACGUUCAGCAUUUCGCCCCGGAGGAGAUCUCGGUUAAGGUGGUCGACAACAAUGUAGUCGUCGAAGGAAAGCACGAGGAGAAGGAGGACGAUCAAGGUUGGAUCUCGAGGCAGUUCCUGAGGAGGUACAUGGUGCCGUCACAGUGCGACAUUGAGCAGGUACGAUCGAGCUUAUCGUCGGAUGGAAUCCUGACCAUAACUGCGCCCAGAAAAGAUGCGCCGCCGAUUGAGAAUCGUGAGAGAGUAAUCGAGAUUAAACACACGGGAAAACCAGCUGUCAUGCAGGAAGAUGAAACGUCGGAGAAACAGAUCGGUGGAAAAGUAAAGGACGAUCAACGUAAGAAGAGAGAAGCGCAGGCCGUGGAAAAGAAGAAAACUAUCGCGGCUGCCUAAAGAACUGUUGUUCAUUUUGUUUUCA
Molecule: messenger RNA, 760 nt
Organism: Diprion similis
Lineage: Eukaryota; Metazoa; Arthropoda; Insecta; Hymenoptera; Diprionidae
Product: protein lethal(2)essential for life-like
Exons: 1
Coding region: 79-735 (218 amino acids)
Biological process (GO): protein refolding; response to heat
Molecular function (GO): protein folding chaperone
Source: RefSeq, a predicted model, not a curated record